UUAAGCUUGGAAUUUUAUCUUCUGGAGACAAAAUAGAUGCUACUAUGUCCCAUCCUUCAAAAGCGAAUCCAAGAGAUAAUGUAACCAUAGCGAAAAGAAUUCCACUCAACCCCAUGCCUAUAAAUUGCUAUUCAAGACUGCCUCACAGAGUCAAGCAAGCACAAAAAAUUAGCCUGAGAGAACUACACACAAAAGGCCUCUUGCCUCAGUUGCCAUGGCCUCGGUCCAGCGCUUCAAGAAAGCCGAGAAAUCCUCCCGCCCACCGAGCAGCUUGGGCCAACGCGCGGGAUAUACAAUUAUCCAAUUCCAGUCGCUUGGCCAGAAAGGGGAUUGCCGUGGCUACAAGGCUGAAGGCUAUGUUGACGUGGAAGGCCGUGGCUACGUGGCUGAAGGCUAUGUUGACGCGGAAGGCCGUGGCUACAUGACUGAAGGCUAUGUUGACCCGGCUAAAGGCCGUAGCUACAUGACUGAAGGCUAUGUUGACACAGCUAAUGGCCGUGGCUACGUGACUGAAGGCUAUGUUGACAAGGCUAAAGGCCGUAGCUACGUGACUGAAGGCUAUGUUGACCCGGCUGAAGGCCGUAGCUACGUGACUGAAGGCUAUGUUGACACGGCUAAAGGCCGUGGCUACGUGACUGAAGGCUAUUUUGACACGGCUGAAGGCCAUGGCUACGUGACUGAACGCUAUGUUGACAGGGCUAAAGGCCGUGGCAACAUGGCCAAAGGCCCCAGCCAGCAGGCCACGGAAAGGGUGAGCCGCAAGAAUCAAACUCAGAGUGGCUACAGUAGUGGGCUUGCCCCUGUCGAAUUCCAGACUGCCUACGGUAAGGGCCCUUUUUGUGAGCGAGUUGUCAAGAAUGUCAGCACGGGCCAAAAGAAUAGCCGUUACCCUAUGCAAUUUGACCAGAAUCACAGCAUGGGCCGAAGCAACGACCGUUACCCUGCUCAAGAGGCCCAGACUCAGAGUAGGGAGUUCAUAACUCGUGACAACAGGUGCAGCGACGGGAGCGGGAGCGAGAAUGAGAGCGACAGCGACGGCUAGUGAAAGGUGAAGAUAUAAAAGGUAGACGACCAGGCACAAGGGAAGCAGCUGCUAGACAUCAUAUCAGAAGAAAGUUCUUUAUCAUCCUAUCCUAAAUAAAUAAGGACAAUUGAGUGAUAUGACUUAUUAUAAAGACCCUUGAUGCAAAUCUUGCACCUAUAAGGGGCCUUGUACCAUGAGUGCUAAUAAUUAAGUUUGCUUAAGAAA
Molecule: messenger RNA, 1249 nt
Organism: Eucalyptus grandis
Lineage: Eukaryota; Viridiplantae; Streptophyta; Magnoliopsida; Myrtales; Myrtaceae
Exons: 2
Coding region: 215-1042 (275 amino acids)
Source: RefSeq, a predicted model, not a curated record